This is a messenger RNA of Syngnathoides biaculeatus (alligator pipefish), 6335 nucleotides long. RefSeq names its product nuclear receptor binding SET domain protein 3 (gene nsd3). NCBI's taxonomy places the organism in Eukaryota, Metazoa, Chordata, Actinopteri, Syngnathiformes, Syngnathidae. Gene Ontology annotation, cellular component: nucleus; chromatin. The record is from RefSeq and is a predicted model, not a curated record. The coding region runs from base 1398 to 6236 and encodes 1612 amino acids. Gene Ontology annotation, biological process: regulation of DNA-templated transcription. The transcript is spliced from 25 exons. Gene Ontology annotation, molecular function: protein binding; histone H3K36 methyltransferase activity.
GACUUGAGGGGCGGGAUACACCUCUUCAUUGGUUGCCUGCUAAUUGCAGGGUGCAUAUACAGUAGACAAACAAUUAUUAAUAGUCACACCAAUUUAAAGUCUUAAAUACACCUUAUGUUUGUUUUGGGAAUGAGGGAGGACGCUGGUGUAACUGGAGAAAACCCACGCAACAGAAAAUCUAUGCCAACUAUGGAGAGUGGACAGAGCAAAAAAUUUAAAGAUUUCUGUUUUUAGCCUAGCUUCACUAAAUGCCCAGGAAGCAAAUGUUAACCAGCCAUGGCCAGUCUUACCUGUUAUAGUCUGACUAUUACACUCAUUUUAAAAGUUUUCAUUUUUGGGGAAGGGACACGACAAUGAAUAAAAAAUCAGGAGAGGUGAUAAACAUACCUGUCAAGCAGAGACAUGGCUAAAUUCUGCAUUGGCCAAUAAUCUUAUGCCCACUUGUCAUCAAACAUGGAAUCGACAUAUUUUUGUUGAUUUCUCCACAGGUGGAUAUUCCAAAAUACGUCCUGAAAAGAUCCUGAAACCCAAGCUAAGAAGGUCAGCGCCAAACUGCAGGGUGUCUCAGGAGGGUGUACGGAAACUGAUUGAUACUUAUUUGUUUACAUUUUCAGUCUCCGAUAGGUUGUUUUCCUACCCGUGCGGUGGCUUUAUAUUUUUUUUCCAGCUAGUGCAAACUAACUUUUAAGUGGUCAACGACCAGUUGGAAAAAGACCCACGAUUAACCUGUAUAUAAACCACAUUUAGGCCUCUUUUUUUUGGGUUUAUUUUGCAUGGUGCGACCUGAGAGUUCCUUAAUGAAUGUGCCUUGGUUCACAAUACAGGUUGGGAAGCACUGCUGUGCUGAGUGCAGAAUAUGUAUUAAUACCUUUGCACAUGACAGAUACUGUAUUUCCUCUUUCACUUCAGUGUAGGCGUGACCGUGAUUCGAAGCGUUUGCAGCUGGAUUUGAUCAAAUGAAACAGUGAACUACACGUCCCGAGGUGCCGUUUGCCCCCCCCCACCCCCCGCAGAUUUCAUUCUUUAACCUUCUCGAAGCGCCCUCUUGUAGUUUGAGCUGAAAUCAGAAGAGUGCACCGUUAUCAAAAGUCUCUUGUUUUGAGCAGGGUGUCAUUAAAAUCUCCAGUUCCUCCGCUGAAGAAGAGCCCAGCUUUGGGAUUGGGUAGCGAGCAGAUAGCGUAACAUCCCCCUCCUCCUCUCUGUGGAGAAUUGCGUUAAAACGAAAAAGGAUAGGCCUGCGCUUUAGCAACAUAACAGAACACAUUUGUUUUUUUUAUUUUAUUUUCUUAUUUCUAUAUUAAACGAGGACGCGUUGCUGGCUGGUGUAUGUGUUUAGAAUGGGACACGCUGAAGGUCCAGUCAAAGAAAAAGACAGUUAAGGAUGCCGGAGCCCAACAAUGGAUUUCUCCUUCUCUUUCAUGCAAGGGAUCAUGGGAAAUACAAUUCAGCAACCCCCUCAGCUUAUUGACUCAGCCAACAUCAGACAGGACGGCACCUGCGACACUGGCAGUGACCCGGGCGAGGAUGGCGGUCCCUCCUAUGAUGCGACCCUGGAUGCAGACUUCUACCCACCCUCAGCAUCAGAGGACCUGCCACACGUCUCCAACGGCUACCCGCCGGGUCUGGGCAUGUACGAGCCCCAGUCCAAGUUCUCCAUGUAUUCGCAGUUUCCCAAUGGUUCAGCUAACGGCUACGGGCCCAUACGCAGCUACGCGGAGCACGGCCUCCUCAUGCCAGGGGAGAGCACGGUACUAAGGGGUCCUGGUCUCCAGGAGCGACCCCGCUCACCUGUUUCGCCACCACUGCCCACACACCACCCGCACCUGCACCAUCACCACCAUCAUCUCCCCCACGCGCACCACUUCCUGUCAAACACGCCCCACAUCCAGAGCCACCCGCAGAGCCCCCCGCCACUGCCGCUGCCCACCCAGCACCACCUUCCCCACACGCCUCACAUCAUGACCCACACGCUGCCUCCUCCUCCACCCUUGCACCUGCCUUCGUCCAGCCCUCCCCCAUCGCUUGUGGACAGUACCCCUUCUUCACAGCCUGUCCAGCCCCCUCCCAGCGCUGCCACAGGAGUGCUGAAGAAAACCAGCUCUCCUGAGAUUAAGCUGAAAAUCAUCAAGACGUAUCAGAAUGGCAAAGAGUUGUUUGAAACGGCACUGUGUGGAGAUUUGCUGCAAGAACUCCAGAAGGAAUCUCAGAAAAACGAGGCAGCUCAGGUGCAGCGCCGACACGAGAGGAAGAAGGAGAAAAGGAAAAAGAGCGCAAAGCUGCAGCUUCACACCCAGGAGCAGAGUUUGGAGCCCCUCCAAGGGCAGGCGAGUAACAUGGGCCAGACGGUGGACGCCCACGUCCAGCCACAACCAAGAGAGGCUCCACCAGACCAAACGGAGAAGCCUCUGAAGACCGUUAUCCAAACUGAACCAAAGGUUCCAAAAGUCAAUCAACCCUCAGUGAUCCAAGAGACAGGAUUCUGCAAAGAAUUCGUCAUUGGAGAUUUAGUGUGGUCCAAAGUGGGCACCUACCCAUGGUGGCCUUGCAUGGUAUCAUCCGACCCACAGAUGAAGGUCCACACACGCAUCAACACCAGAGGUCACAGGGAGUACCACGUGCAGUUUUUUGGCAGCGUGGCAGAGCGAGCGUGGAUCCACGAGAAGAGGAUCGUUAUAUACCAGGGCAAGCAACAGUUUGACGAGCUCCAGGCGGACACACUCCGCAAGACCACAAACACUGUGGAAAAACACAAACUUCUCAAGCCGAUCCCUCAGAGGGAGCGCGCUCAGUGGGAAGUGGGCGUGGGCCAUGCGGAAGAUGCCUUCCUGAUGACGCGCCAGGAGCGCAUCGACAACUACACCUUCAUUUACGUCGACCCGGUCCCUAACGAGGCCCCAGUUGCAAAGAGACCCAUUGGUCGGCCCGAAAAGCGGAACCGGCGCUCUAGCGGCUCAAUCAAUAAGAAAGAAGACGGAGGAAUCAAGUCACCAGAGAGAGAGCAGCCACCAAGGAGACAGCUGCCACGUCGGCAGUGUAGUAUUUCCAACGCGGAUGACAACAGUGGCUCAAAUGAGAAGAAGAACCUGAGGGGGGACCAGAGCAAGUCUGUCUCCCCUAAACACGACGCUGGUUCUGAUUUGGGAGCCAAGCAGGAUUCCCCAGCGCCGGUCAGGGCAUGGAAAACUGCGGCAGCGAGAAAGCUGUUGCCUCUCUCCAUCACCAUGAAGAGGCUGAACGUGGAGAUCACAAAGUGUGACUGGCCUCUCCUGCAGAAAAAAAUUGCUCCCUCACCUAAAAAACAGAAGGAGGAAGAGGAGGAGGAGGAGGAGGAGGAGGAGGAAGAGGAGGUGGAGGAAGAGAGAGUCGAGGGAGAAGGCAGGCAGCCUGACCUGGGGUACUGUUCACCUGAGGACAGCAGAGCUAAACCCGAGCCCAGUCCCGAGGAAGAGGAAGACUUGGACGAUAUGGAGGACGAAGGGGAGGAGAGGAGAGAAUCUCCCGCCAGUCGGAGGAGUGAGGAGGGCGCAACACAGGCCACCUCAUCUCCUGGGUCUCAUCACAGCAGUCCGCAUGGUUCUCAAGAGAGGAAGCUGCAACGGCGGUCAGUUAGGAGCAGGUCGGAGUCAGAGAGAGGCAAUGACCCUGUCCCGAAAAAGAAAACCAAAAAGGAACAGGCAGAGAUGGCUCCAGAGGCCACACCAAGGGCAGGUUCCCAGAAAGGAGCCAGCGAGAUAUCUGACGCCUGUAAACCGCUGAAGAAGCGAAGUAGAGCAUCCACAGACGUGGAGAUGGCGUCCUCUCAGUAUAGAGACACAUCAGAUUCAGACUCCCGAGGUCUCAACGAUCCACAGGGUUUAUUUGGGAAGAGUCUCGACAGUCCUGCAGCUGCAGAUGCAGAUGCCUCAGACACUCAGUCUGUGGACUCUGGCUUGUCCCGUCAGGACGGUAGCACUGGGAAGCGGGACACUGUCUGCCAGAUUUGCGAGGUUUAUGGUGAGAAUUUGGUGGUGUGUGAAGGUGACUGCAAUAGGCAGUUCCACCUCGAGUGUCUCGGUCUGACGUCCCUGCCUGAAGGAAGGUUCACCUGCCUGGAAUGUAAAAAUGGCAAUCACCAGUGUUUCAGCUGUAAGAAAGCGAGCCAGGAGGUGACACGUUGUUCGGUGAUGGGAUGCGGAUGUUACUACCAUGAGGAUUGUGUACAUAAACUCCCAGGCACCACCAUCAGCAGCAGUGGCGGAGGCUUCAGCUGCCCUCAGCACAGCUGUGCCACCUGCUGUCUGGAGCGAGACCUGCAGAGAGCCGGCAAAGGUCGCCUGAUGCGUUGCAUCCGCUGCCCGGUGGCGUAUCACACAGGCGACAGCUGUGUGGCGGCGGGCAGCGCCAUCCUGACACAUCAUGUCAUGAUCUGCAGCAGCCACAGCAGCACCAAGAAGAACGGCCUCCUCACAUCCCCUGUCAAUGUGGGCUGGUGCUUCUUGUGUGCCAGAGGGCUGUUAGUGCAAGACCUUACUGACACCAUAUUAAGUUCAUAUGCCUAUAAGUCCCACUACCUUCUGACUGAGUCAAAUCGUGCUGAGUUGAAAUUACCUAUGAUUCCCUCUCCUUCGUCAGCUACCAAAAAGAAUAUUGGGAAAGGAGGCAAGUUGCUGUGCUGCGACUCGUGCCCAGCUUCCUUCCACCCGGAGUGUUUGGAGAUGGAGAUGCCCGAGGGGCCGUGGUCCUGCAGCGAUUGUAGGGCCGGCAAGAAGCCUCACUACAAACAAAUUGUCUGGGUCAAACUGGGAAACUACAGGUGGUGGCCGGCAGAGAUCUGCAAUCCUCGCCUAGUGCCGUCGAACAUCCAGAGCCUUCGUCACGAUAUCGGCGACUUCCCCGUAUUUUUCUUCGGUUCCCACGACUACUACUGGAUCAAUCAGGGCCGUGUCUUCCCAUACGUUGAGAAUGACAAAAACUUUGUGACGGGUCAGAUCAACAUCAACAAGACUUUCAAGAAAGCUCUGGAAGAAGCAGCCCGGAGGUUUCAGGAGCUCAAAGCCCAGAGAGAGAGCAGGGAGGCUCUUGAGCAAGAGCGGAACUCUCGCAAACCGCCACCCUACAAAUUCAUCAAGGCCAACAAACCCGUAGGCAAAGUGCAGAUGCACGUUGCUGACUUGUCCGAGAUCCCACGUUGCAACUGCCGCCCCGCGGACGAGCAUCCGUGCAGCCUCGAGUCUCAGUGUCUCAACCGCAUGCUGCAGUACGAGUGUCACCCUCAGGUAUGUCCUGCGGGAGACAAUUGCGAGAACCAGUGUUUCACUAAGCGCCUCGAUGCUGAGACGGAGGUGAUAAAGACGGAGGGCUGUGGAUGGGGCCUCAAAACCAACCAGGCUCUGCGGAAGGGGGAUUUUGUGACCGAGUAUGUCGGAGAAGUUAUUGAUUCGGAAGAGUGCCAGCAGCGAAUUAAACGCGCCCACGAAAACCACGUCACUAACUUCUACAUGCUAACCCUUACGAAGGAUCGUGUGAUCGACGCUGGUCCGAAAGGGAAUUCUUCCCGGUUCAUUAACCACAGCUGCAGCCCCAACUGUGAAACCCAAAAGUGGACGGUCAACGGCGACGUCCGCAUUGGACUCUUUGCCCUCUGCGAUAUAGAACCUGGCACCGAGAUGACGUUCAAUUACAACCUGCACUGUGUGGGCAACAGGAGAACAUCCUGCCACUGCGGUUCAGACAACUGCUCAGGUUUCCUCGGGGUGCAGCCAACUAGUGCCGUGGUGCUGGAGAAAGAGGAGAAGGCCAGAAACGCCAAGCUGAGGCAGAAAAGGCGGAAGCUGAGGAUGGAGGGCAAACACACGCACGAGUACUUCUGCUUUUGCUGCGGAAAGGGAGGAGAGCUGGUGAUGUGUGACAGAAAGGAGUGUCCCAAGGCGUACCACCUACUGUGUCUCAACCUCAGCAAGCCACCAUAUGGGCGUUGGGAGUGUCCGUGGCACGACUGCAGCGUCUGCGGCGCACCGGCUUCGUCUCUCUGCGACUUCUGCCCUCGCUCCUUCUGCCGGGACCACGAGACGGGGGCGCUCACCGCAUCCUCGCUGGAAGACCGCCCCUGUUGUUCCAGCCACAACCCCCUCAGUCCUCUGGGUUCCGGCCCCGGCUCGGCUCCAGCGCCGCUCCCGACUUCCUCUCUGAGCCCCGUCGCAGUCAAAGAGGAACCGCAAAGAGACGAUGUGGCGCCCUCGUUACCUCGUUCCCUGUAGAGUGCACUCCCAGUACACUCCGCCUACCUGUGCUCGCUAAAGGGAAUAUAGAAUUUUUUUUUUUUUUCCAUUUAGGUUUUUUUUUUUUUUUUUUUUUUU